UUUAUACUUUCCUGUCAGGUUGGCACAGAGUGGCAAUCCCCCUUCAAUAGGUGCAUAAUUAAUGAGUGUGUCCGAGUGAAUGAUGAGGUUUUUGUGCAGAAAAAGAAUCUGUCCUGCUCUCAGAUGGAUGUACCUGACUGUCCAGAUGGAACUGAAUUACGCUGUGACCAAGUAAUAGACUGCUGUCCUUCAUGCAGAUGUGUACCCGUGAAUGGUUGUCCUUUGAAUGGCACUGUUAUUGGGCCAUGGCAACGCAUGAUGGUGGAUCAAUGCACAACAUGCAUCUGCUCUCUCCAGUCAGUGUCUUCUCGGAGGUACAGUCUCACAUGUACAAAAUUCAGCUGUGAACCAUGCCCAACAAAUUAUGGAAGGCAGGAAAUUUCUGGUUCUUGCUGUGGAAAAUGUGUGCCAACUUCAUGUGGCAUCAGAUUGAGAGAUGGAAGGUUUCAGUACCUUCAGCCAAAUGAAUCACUUCAGGAUGGCUGCGAAAGUCACUACUGUAAAAUAAAUGAGAAAGGGGAAUUUAUUUGGGAAAGGAGAAUCACUGGCUGUCCUCCAUUUGAUCCCAGAAGAUGUUUGGCUGAAGGUGGGAGAAUUGCAAAGCUAGGCAAUACCUGCUGUGACACAUGUGUGGAAGAGGAAUGUCGACCAGUAAGUACCAGACUGCAGUAUAAGAACAUCAAUGGAUGUGUGGGUGAAAAGGAAGUGCCUAUUUCUCAUUGUGAGGGUAAAUGUAGAAGCAAUACAAGAUAUUCCAUUCAGACAGAGAAAUGGGAAGACAUGUGCAGCUGCUGUACAGCCAUACGAACAACCACAGUUACCAUCCCACUCCACUGUCCCAAUGGCACAGUGGUGCAGCAUUACAUCCCUUCUGCCUCUCAGUGUGAAUGCAGCUUGAGGAAGUGUACAGAGUGAAUAUUUUGAAGAAGCUCAAUGGUUUAAUCUUGAGUUUUAUGAUGAAGAACUUUACAAAGCAAAUCUCAUUUCCUCUCUGUAACCAAUCUUAUCCAGUAGAUUUCUAAUUAAUUGUAUCAACAUAGCAAACAAUAAAACUUACUAGCACAACAGAAUAGUAUUUUCUGUCUGUUAU
This is a messenger RNA of Meleagris gallopavo (turkey), 1090 nucleotides long. Lineage: Eukaryota; Metazoa; Chordata; Aves; Galliformes; Phasianidae. The record is from RefSeq and is a predicted model, not a curated record.